Molecule: messenger RNA, 6051 nt
Organism: Cydia pomonella (codling moth)
Lineage: Eukaryota; Metazoa; Arthropoda; Insecta; Lepidoptera; Tortricidae
Gene: nAChRalpha1
Product: acetylcholine receptor subunit alpha-like 1
Exons: 8
Coding region: 501-2096 (531 amino acids)
Biological process (GO): regulation of membrane potential; chemical synaptic transmission; nervous system process
Cellular component (GO): postsynaptic membrane; synapse; neuron projection
Molecular function (GO): transmembrane signaling receptor activity; acetylcholine-gated monoatomic cation-selective channel activity
Source: RefSeq, a predicted model, not a curated record
CUGCGUCACUUCCCGCGGUCGCUCAUUUUGCAAGUCGCCGCAUUUUGCAGCCGACGCGGCCUGCCCCGCGGGCGCCCCGGCCCGGCGGCCGCGCCUCGCGCUUCGAUCGCAUGUGCCCGCGCUAACAUGCCCGUGUGUUCGAUUGUUUACCUUAGCACUAGUUGAUAGCCGAGGCUCUGGCAUGCUCAUGUGAGUACCAGUUGUCAACGCACGCGGCCGCACGUCUGAACCCUGCAUUGCGUCGUGCCAAUGCGUGCUGAUAUUUACUAACCCGUGUGCCAGAUUGUGAUGCGUUUUGUGGAUUGUCGGCAGUCGGACUGUGGUCGGCGAUUCGUGGUCUGUUCGCCGGGGUCUGGAUCGGUGUCGCGCGGCAGCCGCGCGGUUGGCGCGCGUCGUGGCGGCAUGCGGUAGCGCGAGCGCGCGGCCGAGCGGCGGGUCGGGUCCUGUGCGCUGUCGGCUAUGUGCCCCCCUUGCGCUACACUGGGUGGUGUUAGCCUAAGAUGGUGUUGGCGCUGGUGGUCGGACUCCUGUGCGUGUGGAGUCGCCUGAGCGUCGCCAACCCUGAUGCGAAGCGCUUGUACGACGACCUGCUGUCCAACUACAACCGACUGAUCCGGCCCGUCGGCAACAACUCGGACCGACUCACCGUCAAGAUGGGGCUACGGCUCAGUCAGCUUAUCGAUGUUAACCUUAAGAAUCAAAUCAUGACAACGAACGUUUGGGUAGAACAGGAGUGGAACGAUUACAAACUGAAGUGGAACCCGGAGGACUACGGUGACGUCAAAACUCUCCACGUGCCUUCUGAACACAUAUGGCUGCCAGACAUCGUGCUUUAUAACAACGCGGACGGUAACUACGAAGUGACGAUAAUGACGAAAGCCAUUCUACACUACGACGGCAAAGUGAUAUGGAAGCCCCCGGCCAUCUACAAGUCCUUCUGCGAGAUCGACGUGGAGUACUUCCCCUUUGAUGAGCAGACUUGCUUCAUGAAAUUCGGUAGUUGGAGCUACGACGGUUAUACGGUGGAUUUGAGGCAUCUGAAGCAAACACCAGACUCUGACGCGAUAGGAAUGGGCAUCGACUUGUCAGAAUACUAUAUAUCCGUGGAGUGGGACAUCAUGCGAGUGCCGGCCACCAGAAAUGAGAAGUUCUACUCCUGCUGCGAGGAGCCUUAUCCUGAUAUCAUAUUCAACCUAACCCUUAGAAGAAAAACCCUCUUCUACACGGUCAACCUCAUCAUCCCAUGCGUUGGGAUCUCCUUCCUCUCAGUCCUGGUCUUCUAUCUACCUUCCGACUCUGGAGAAAAGAUCUCACUCUGCAUAUCUAUCCUCCUCUCCUUGACCGUGUUCUUCUUACUGCUAGCAGAAAUAAUUCCCCCCACCUCACUCACUGUUCCACUUUUAGGAAAAUAUUUAUUGUUCACUAUGAUGCUAGUCACAUUAUCAGUAGUGGUCACUAUCGUGGUGCUGAACGUUAAUUUUAGGUCCCCGGUAACCCAUCAUAUGGCACCUUGGGUCCGGAAGGUCUUUAUAGAUUUUUUACCGAAAAUAUUAUGCAUACAAAGGCCGGAGAAGCCAGAAGACGAUGAUAACGAUAAGCCGACUGAGGUCCUCACCGAUGUAUUUGGUGGCGACGACCUAGACGGCAAGUUCAAAGAGUGGGGUUGCGAGGAGUACGAGCUGCCGGGGCUGCCGCCGUCGCCCCCUCCGCCCCCGGGUGGGGACGACGAACUCUUCUCCCCACCCCCUGGCUCGCCCUGCCACCUGGACCUGGACGCCGACACUCCCUCUCUAGAUAAACACUACGUGAGAGAGAUGGAAAAGACUAUAGAAGGCUCCAGGUUUAUUGCGCAACACGUCAAGAAUAAGGAUAAGUUUGAAAGUGUGGAGGAUGACUGGAAGUACGUGGCGAUGGUACUCGACAGGAUCUUCCUGUUCGCCUUCACGAUAGCGUGCGUGCUCGGCACCGCGCUCAUCAUCUUCCGCGCCCCCACCUUCUACGACAACUCCAAACCCAUCGACAUCCUCUACUCCAAGAUUGCCAAGAAGAAACUCGAGCUCCUAAGGAUGGGCUCCGAAAUGGACCCGGGCCUCUGAAAUUCGUCCUACGUCUUCGGCCACUCGCCGCCGAAGACGUUUUGGGAGCUGAUCGUGAUGUGGUGGCACGGAUGAUCGCAGUGAAGCUCCUAGCGAAUGUGAGGCGAGGACUCUGUGCUCAGUGAGUGUGGUGUGACGUACGCAGUGGAAACCGUCUUUUUAUAUGAACUCGAGGAGACUGUGUCCGUCGGAACGCACGGCGCGCGCCGUAGUGAAUCCGCCACAACUAUUUUUAUAUUAGAAUCGCUGUAUUGAUCGUAUAUACUGGAGCGAAUGUGUAAUUUUUGUAUGUUUUCAUCGGAAGGUUUCUUUUCCAGGAAUUAUUUGAUACGAGCGCACAAACAUUGUACAGAUAUAUUAAGGGAUUUAUAUUAAGUUCUCGCGAUAGAUUCGUUUAGUUAUCAGGACGUAAACGACGCUCUUAUUACUUACUAUAUAAGGUUCACUUCGGAUAAGUGGAGCUCAAUUUCGUAAGUUUAAGUAUUGUACGGGCUACGCAAAGUCGAUUAGCGGUUGGAGUAUUAAAUUAUAAAUUUUCAUGCAAACGUCCUCCAUGAGAACCGGACAUGUAGACACAUGUAUAUGUAAUGAUUGUGUAAUAAUUUGAAUUAUACAUAAUGUAUUUGAUAAACUAAGUACUCGCGUAACAAUCAUAAGGACAAUAUCGAUAAAAUGACGAAUGUAUUGAAUCUGUUAGGGUAAGGUUGUAGAUACGUUAGGGGUUAGGGAGCCGAGCCGCGCCGCGGCCGUCAUCGGCGCGCGUUGCUGCCAACCUAGCAUAGUCGACGGUGAUAUUAUUUAAAUAGAUAUUUAAACACAAUUGACUGCCAAUUGUAAAAUACAUUUUUAUAAAAAGUCGAUAUUCUUAGAUAGUUCGAUAAAUUAUUUGAUUAGAUUUUUUAAACAGAGUGCCAAACGCCAUCGCCAAUGUUUGAGGACAUGCCAAACUGACGUUCAUUUCUGCCGGUCCGUUUGCGUGACGGUUUGCUUGGAUACAUUAGUUUAACAUGUAUGAAACAGAUGCUUGCCCUUCAAACGACUGAACAUAUAGUUUGCUCGUACUUUCGUUCUAGGUCCGCGUUUCUAAUAAUCAUAGAGUACAGGGUAAACUUAGUACACAAUUUUCUUCCCUUGAUUUGUCUCACGAUCUUCACCGAUAGUAAUAUCUUGUACACUUAUCGGCACUUUACCUAACACUAUUAGAUAAUAGUCAUUGUUGAGGUUUGUGACAUUAGUCUGUAUGUAGUCCGUACUGUUCCUUUGUACUAGACUAGUAAGGUGUUUCUUUGAGUUACUUAGAUGCGUCUUUUCGGCGCGUCCCUAGUUACUUUAGUAGUCGUACGUCUAUUGGAACACUCUUGCGCGUAAUAAGCGUUUUACCUCACUUCGACCCAUUGUGUAGGGUUAGUAGCAGUCUAUAAUAAAAAAAAAUUUCGAGCCGCGUAUUUGAUAUGUCAAAGUAAUAAGAAUUAUAGAUAAAAUACUUAGAUAACUCAGAGUUAUUGAUAUAAAGGAAACCACAGCGAGCAGUUAGGAAAACAGGGAUGGUUAUAGUAAAAUUAUUCAAAUUGUUUUUGUGAUUCGUCUUCAUAUUUGUAAGUGUUAUUGAAUAUGUAUAGCAGUUCGUGUGGGCGAACGCUGUGGCUAGACUAAGACAUGAACGCGUGUACCGCCCGCGUCACACCGCAAGGCGGUACACGGAGGCAAGCAAACUGGUUUCACGAAGGAAUUCUCAAACGGAAUUGUUCGUCUACUAAUAAAAUAAACUAAUAAAAUAAUUUUCUUAUAAGACACAAUUCACACGUCGGUUUAUUGAAAGUAGGAAUGUGCUAUUGCACGCACCGAAACACACCAAUUUAGUAUUAUUAAUUACUAUUUAUCAAUAAUGAAUAAUUAAUUAAGACCACAGGCUUCCCACUGUUCCGUGAUCAUCUAAACUUUUAUUGUAGAUAAUUGCUAGAAAAGGACGGUCUGUUGUUAUUUUUAUAUGACUGCAAAUAAGUAAAACCUAGUUAGAUUUUCUAAACACCGUAGGCUAAAGUGUCGCGUGUUUGUACAUUGGAAGAUACAUUUGAUGAUGUAAAUAGUAUGUUGUCCGAGGAAUCUGGUCAAUAGAUAAAUGCAGUAAAUAGUGACGACGCAAGAAAUGGCUUUAAAUGUGGUCAAGGCAUAUUAAUAACCAAACUAGAACAGUACAUCGCCAACCCGGACGGGCAAAAUACCAGCCGUUGACGGGUUACAGAGGUAUCCGGAUUAUCAUCUGCAAUUGUUUAAGCUAUAUUAAACUCAUAACUUAGCAUAUAAAUAAAAGAUAUUGCAUUCAUAAAGCUAUGGGAAUAAAUUACUAACACUAGAAUAAAUUGUGAAAUUCUUCUGCUAUAUAUUUUUGCAUUUCGAAGGGACUGUUAGUCAGAGAAGAAAAUUCCUAAAUUUGUGACUAUCACGGCAGUGCGCCAUCAUCUUGAUCGGCCGGAUUACAAGGAUAACCGGGUUAGCGAAGGUACGGAUUAACGAAGCACUAAUAACAACUAAAAGCAUAAUAUGUCUCAUUUAGAUUGUCAUGACUGUUAUCAUUGGAUAAUGAUAAUCCAGUUUCUACAAAAACGCUCACAUACAUCAUGUAGUUUUAUCAUUUACAUAAUAUGCUUUUAGUUAUAUUCAAGUAAACACAUUUUGUUUCGUGUUAUUAAAAUGUCUAAAACCUGGACCACAUAGAGUCUAAACUGAAUGAGCUGAGCCUAUACAACGAUAAAUGACCCUAAUAUUUUGAAUGCGUGUUAUCUCUUUAGAUGUCUCAUUGUAUUGCCCACGUUCGCUCCGACCCCCGAGUAGACCCUGAGUAUCCUCCGGGUAUCCUAUGGGUAACUCCGCGGGUAAUCCCCGGACUUUUAAGACUAUAAGUUGUAUUUCGUCGAGGUUGUGUGAACAGCCUUCCCUGUCAUUCGUACCUCGGUUGUAGUAGUUGUCUUUAAGACCUAGUAGUCGUGUUAUAGUUUACCCUAUUUAACAGCUGCUACAUUCCAUUGCAAACAGGAUAAUACCUUAAUGUUAUUUGUUAUUAGGUUCCGGAUUUUUUACUUAUUAUUUACCACUUCUUAGAUAAAAAAAUUCACACCUUUCGAUUAAUAAUUGUAUUAAACUAACAUGUUGUGGCUUAAAAGUAGCAAAUCUCUUAACUCAAUCUGAAGGAGUUAAGGAAUUUAUCUCUUAUCUAAUAAUACCUUGAGUUCAAACUUGACCAUUCCGUUCGAAAAAGAUAAGAGGUUUGCUACUUUACAUGACGAUGUCUGAAAGUUAUUGAUCAGGUUGCAAAAAAAUCAAUGUCUUAAAAAAUAACUUUGCUCUCACACGCACUGGACUAAGCGCAAUAAUUUUUCACGGGUACGGGUAAAGAUAACCCCUUUUGACAACAUUGAAUAUUACGUUAUAUCUCUUCUUUGUUUCCCUAUUUAUUAUAUCUAUGUGAAAUACUUAUCGAAAUUAAUUUUCUUUUAAGAAAAUGAUUUUAAAGUAAACGAACUAAAUUCUCAAAUACAGAGUUACGUAACAUGAAAUUAAAUUAAGAUGGAGGCUUACUUUUGAAACGUAAUUAUUACAAAGUUUCAUACUCUGAGAAAUUAAAUUAGUCUAAGGGACUUCUUCGCUUAUUGUUAUUAAUUUCCAUAUAUAGGCCGCUUUAAGAGAAUAUCAACCUUCAUAAAAGUCGGUAAUGAAGUCUGCAAUCUUAUUUUAUAUUCAUUGUAUAAUGAUUCCAAUAACAUUUCAAUGAGAAAUACAUAAGCUUUACAGAUAAAUCCAAUUAAAGUUUUACUUUCCGUGUUUCUAACAGGUUUUUUUUUAUAUUACAGAUUUUUAAGUAUAAAUCUAAUUUGUAAGUAGUAAAAUUAUUUACGUCGCUUCUUUUUUCUAAAACGCAUUCUAAUCUAUUUUUUCUUGUUAAAUACUUAGCCGUCAU